UUUUCGAUGUUUUCUGAAAAGUAAACACGUACCUUUAGGUUAUAUCUUGGGUUACACAUAUUUUCACUUGUUUUGCGAUAGUCGAACGUAAAUUGUAACCGAUUUGAUAAUGGAUGAAGAGUAUCUUAUUGAAUUGGUGUGUACAUAUCCGGUUCUUUAUGAUUUAUCCCACGCGAAAUAUAUGGAUGUACGGUAUAAAUCGGAGAUUUGGAAAAGAAUUGGUGCAGAGUUGGGUCAGAAUGCGUCUAUAUGUAAAUCCCGCUGGAACAACAUUAGAGAUCAGUACCGGAAAUCUUUAAAGAAGGAAGCUAUCAGAAGUGGACAGUCUGCGACUAAACUUCGUCCAUACAAGUAUAGAGAAUUAUUAGGAUUCCUCAACGUAUCGUACCAAGAAAAAGGAACUCCCGACAGCCUCGGAGCCGCGGAAGUAAAACAGGAUAGUAAAGAAGAGUUCUGUGGCGAUGAUGAAUACGAAAAGGAUCCAUUAUCACAACAUUGUUACCCGAAGCUGUUCCAACCUCACAACCUUUUAACUCCGGAACAAACAUUAACAACCACACCACCAAAAGAAAUUCUAGCACGAAGAACAAAGACUCCAUCAUACUUGGACAGAAAAUCCCUAAGCCAUCACUCCGAUGAAACGAGCUCUACGCUCGCCACUCGAAUGAUGGACUAUAUUGUCAGCAAGGAACGUUCUGCAACUGCCGAGCCACAUCCUGUCGAUGCGUUUCUAGCAAGUAUUGCCCCGGUUUUAAAAUCGUUAGAUCCUCUAAAUUUAAACCGGGCUAGAUCUGAAAUGUUUGCAGUAGUUCAAAAGUAUGAAUUGGCCAUGCUGAUGUCUACCAGCACCGAAACGUCACCUACACGACAGGCCGUUCUCGAUUCUCCAUCCAAUUACACUAUAGAACGGCUGAACAAUUCGUCGCCAACGCAUACCGAAGAGAUGCCGGAUAUAGUAAAGGAAAACAUGUUUUGACUGGAAAAAAAUUGCACCAAUAGUUGUUAUCGACUGAAAUAAAAAUAUAGACUAAACUUA
Topomyia yanbarensis is the source of this 1036-nucleotide messenger RNA. RefSeq lists its product as uncharacterized. NCBI's taxonomy places the organism in Eukaryota, Metazoa, Arthropoda, Insecta, Diptera, Culicidae. The record is from RefSeq and is a predicted model, not a curated record. Gene Ontology annotation, cellular component: nucleus; transcription regulator complex. The coding region runs from base 110 to 976 and encodes 288 amino acids. The transcript is spliced from 2 exons. Gene Ontology annotation, biological process: regulation of transcription by RNA polymerase II.